UCAGUUUCUUUUUCUCUUUCUUUGCGCACGGUUCAGUGGUAGGAAAACUAGGAGGAAUCGUUUAGUAAAGUCCCGAAAUCCGUUCGUUAUUCCUCGACUCGAAUAAAACCAAUAUACAUAUAUUAAAUAAACAAAAGUAAAAGGAAUCCUCAGAGAAUAACGUGUUAAAAGUAGCAAAUUAGUGUGCAAUCAGUAAAGAAAGCAGAGACCCAAACAAAGUUUGAAAGUUGUAAACCAGAAUCUCGUCGAGAACAAAACAAAAAUCCCCCCCAAAAAAAUCAAACACACACACAGCAAAAAUGAGUGUCUGUGAGAGCAAAGCCGUUGUGCAACAGCAACUGCAGCAGCACUUGCAGCAACAGGCAGCCGCAGCAGUUGUUGCGGUGGCGCAGCAGCAGCAGGCGCAGCAACAGGCUCAAGCCCAGGCUCAAGCACAGGCUCAGGCUCAGGCGCAGGCUCAGCAGCAGCAGGCGCCGCAGGUGGUGGUUCCAUUGACCCAACCCCAUUUGACCCCGCAGCAGCAGCAGCAGAGCACACAGAGCAUUGCCGACUAUCUGGCCCAGUUGCUCAAGGACCGCAAGCAGCUGGCUGCCUUCCCCAACGUCUUCACCCACGUUGAACGACUCCUGGAUGAAGAAAUUGCACGCGUGCGCGCCUCACUGUUCCAGAUCAAUGGGGUCAAGAAGGAGCCACUGACUCUGCCCGAACCCGAGGGCUCUGUGGUGACGAUGAACGAGAAGGUUUAUGUGCCAGUGCGUGAACAUCCAGAUUUCAACUUUGUCGGUCGCAUUUUGGGACCCCGUGGCAUGACCGCCAAGCAAUUGGAGCAGGAGACCGGCUGCAAGAUCAUGGUCCGAGGCAAGGGUUCCAUGCGCGACAAGAAGAAGGAGGACGCCAACCGUGGCAAGCCCAACUGGGAGCAUCUGUCCGAUGACCUGCAUGUCCUGAUAACCGUCGAGGACACCGAAAAUCGGGCCACCGUCAAGUUGGCCCAGGCCGUGGCCGAAGUGCAGAAGUUGCUCGUGCCGCAAGCCGAAGGCGAAGAUGAGCUAAAGAAACGUCAACUUAUGGAAUUGGCGAUUAUUAACGGCACUUAUAGGGAUACAACAGUGAAAUCUGUCGCAGCUUUUUCAUGCGUUGGCUCUGCUUCUUAUCUGUAUCCCGCAGUGUGCGAUGAGGACUGGCGCCGCCUGAUGGCCUCCGACAGCCGCCUGCUGACGCCCACCGGCCUGCCCGGCCUUGCUGCCCAGAUUCGCGCCCCCGCCUCCGCCCCGCUGGGUGCCCCAUUGAUCCUGAAUCCACGGAUGACCGUCCCCACAACGGCGGCCAGCAUAUUGUCCGCCCAGGCCGCUCCGACAGCCGCCUUCGAUCAGACCGGCCAUGGAAUGAUCUUCGCACCGUACGACUACGCGAACUACGCCGCCCUCGCCGGCAAUCCUCUGCUCACGGAAUAUGCUGAUCAUAGCGUAGGCGCCAUUAAGCAGCAGCGUCGUUUGGCGACUAACCGCGAACAUCCCUAUCAGCGAGCAACGGUCGGAGUGCCAGCCAAGCCGGCGGGUUUCAUUGAAAUACAGUAAAUCAACACGUCCAAAUCACACGUUUAAAAUCAGAAGUUCAAUUUUUUUUAUAUCACAUCAUAUCAACAGAAGCAACUUUAAAUCCUUUUAUCAAUACUUUCGAGAACGAUUGUGUUUGCCUGCCCUUAGAUUGCGUUCACCAGGCAACCAAUCAAUUUAGUUAAAUUGUUUUAACUUUCCGCUAUUUAUUUUGAUAUCUAUGCUGCUCAUUAAGUCCCCCUCCAUUUCCCCUUUCCCCAAACCCAAACUGUAUAUCCGAUGAAACCUGGCCGGAAACGUUGGCCAGGCCAGGCCGCUCUGCCCUGAUCAGAGUUCCGCAAAACAAUUGUCAAGCGCACCGCCUCCACAGAUGAGCACGGAAUCAGCCCAGCAGCAGCAUCCCCGACUGGCCAAAAGCAGAGCCGAGUGUGUGUUGUGUAUGUGCAUAUCUGAAGCUAACAAAAAUCAAAAGCCAGAAAACUGAGCCACCACAUGUCACUGACACAGCUACUAAAACACCUACUUUACCCUGAACUCAGAAACCAUUUGCCACACGGGCAGCAGAUGCAGCACAUGCAACACUUGCAGCGGCACAGCAGCAACAGCAACAACAGAACAGCAGCAACAUCAGUAUGUAUUGAAUCUUGUGGCCAUGAAACUGUUACGUUUUGAUAGAAACAAAACAAGGCAAUUAAGCAAAAAAUUGAUAAGAGAAUCAAACAUAGAACUUAGUUUAAUUAACAUAAUCUAAUGGAAAAUACAAGUUAGUUCUUAGUGUAAAAGUUCAACGAACAAAAACAUACUUAAUGCAAACAUAUAUAUAUACAUAUAUUGUAUAUAUACAUAUAAUAUGCAUAUACAAGUCUGUAUAUAAUUACCCCAAAACCCCUUAACAAAAUUAAGGAAAAUCAUGUUAACGGAAUCUCAUCUAAAAAACUCUCCAUAAAAACAAAACUCUUUUAAUUUUUUUAUAUAUCUGCUUUUUUUAACUCAAAUUGCAAAAAUGAAUCUUUCACUAGUUAAACGAUAGUCGGUAGUCCUUUUUUCAUUAAAAACCUUUUAAGAAUUCAACUCACUAUUAUGUCGGAUACAGAUUUACAGCCGUCAAUUAAGCAUAAUCUAUUUUUGUUAAACUGACGCAAAUUCUUGUUAAUGAAGUAUUUUUUGAUUAUGUUAUACUAUAUCUAUAUCGUCUGAAUAGAAUUCCUACCCCACUUCAAAUUGAUUGUGUGAAAAGUAAGUGGGGGCGAAACAGGAAACAACAAUAUCAUAUUAAACUCGUCUAACAGCCAUAUUUAGUUAAUGAAACAAGCAUAAUAGGAUGAUAACAUCAAGCAUUCAUAAUGUACAAUUAAAAGCUAAACUUAAAUUAUUUUAAAUAUUUUAAAGCUAAUGUAUUAUAUGCAGAAAUAAACAAUAACUUACAUUUUUAAACGAAUAAUUGUUCUUGAAAGCAAUGCCACAAAAAGGAAUUCUUUAAUUUAAAAUAAACAUCACUCCGCCUAGAAUGGAAUCGGGCAUUGUUAAAACUCUUAACUUAAUAUGUAUCGUUUUUAUUUGUAAAUGUAAUAAAAUGAAUGCAGAAAGAUUAGAAAAGAACAAAACUAGAAAGCGAAAGUAAAUUGCAUUUAAUUUAUGGUACAAAGCAACCGCUGCGACGUAAAGUUGUUGCAAAUUUUAUUUUAAAUUAAAGAAUUUUUACAAAUUUUUGUUGGGAGAAGGAAAUGUUAACAACAUGUGCCUUAAACAAGUUAAAGAAUUGGCACCAAUCAAAAUAAAUUUUUUUAAAAUUAAAUAAAAAGCAUACAGAAAAUCUGUUGAAAUUAUUCUGCAAAAUGUGAGACUUAUACUCAGAAACUACACGAAGUUCAACCAAACGGCAGUUGACUAACCUUAUAAUAAUAAACAUAAUUAUAAUUUAUAAUUCUUAUUGAUAAUAACGGCAAUCGUGCAAUCGUGGCAAUCCUUGCUUAUGAUGAGUUCAGAAUUGAUUUUAACAAGAGGGACGUGUAAUCCUCUCGAUGAUUGUGUAACAGAAAAAUAAUAAACUUUUGAAAUCAUUUAGUUAUAUGUUCAUUAUAAUAAUCGAAUGCUGUGCCUCUUAACAUCGCACCAGAAACAUGAAUCAUCCAUCGCCAGCAUUAUACUUUUAACUGCAUACUUUUGAGAAGGAAAUCAUCGAUUUAUUGUGAGAUAAUCCAUAUGUUCAAAACCUAAUAAUAUAUCAAAUACGCACAUGUAACUACCUGCAUAUAUACUAGUGUAUGUAUGUACGAUUAUGUAUAACUUUUUGCAUAAAUAAAUGUUUAUAAAAAAACUUAA
Messenger RNA from Drosophila rhopaloa, 3878 nucleotides. It is a transcript of the gene how, whose product is annotated as protein held out wings. Gene Ontology annotation, cellular component: nucleus. The coding region runs from base 300 to 1577 and encodes 425 amino acids. The record is from RefSeq and is a predicted model, not a curated record. The transcript has 9 exons. Gene Ontology annotation, biological process: regulation of mRNA splicing, via spliceosome. Gene Ontology annotation, molecular function: mRNA binding. Lineage: Eukaryota; Metazoa; Arthropoda; Insecta; Diptera; Drosophilidae.